This is a messenger RNA of Lachnellula hyalina, 1728 nucleotides long. It is a transcript of the gene ent1, whose product is annotated as Epsin-1. Gene Ontology annotation, cellular component: endosome; clathrin vesicle coat; plasma membrane. Gene Ontology annotation, molecular function: clathrin binding; phospholipid binding. Gene Ontology annotation, biological process: actin filament organization; endocytosis. The annotation marks the transcript as partial. Lineage: Eukaryota; Fungi; Ascomycota; Leotiomycetes; Helotiales; Lachnaceae. The record is from RefSeq and is a predicted model, not a curated record. The transcript is spliced from 4 exons.
CUUGUCGCAAACAUGUCAAAGGUCAUUAGAAGCGUGAAGAACGUCACGAAAGGGUACUCGGCCGUCCAGGUCAAGGUUCGCAAUGCAACCAGCAACGAUCCAUGGGGUCCAACCGGAACCGAGAUGGGCGAAAUAGCUCAAAUGACCUUCAAUUCGUCGAACGAGUUCUACGAGAUUAUGGAUAUGCUAGAUAAACGCCUGAACGAUAAAGGGAAGAACUGGCGACACGUGUUGAAGGCGCUGAAGGUGUUAGACUACGCCCUUCACGAAGGUUCGGAAUUAGUUGUCACUUGGGCCCACAAGAACAUCUACAUAAUCAAGACUCUGAGGGAAUUUCAGUACAUAGAUGAAGAUGGGCGAGAUGUUGGACAGAAUGUCCGAGUUUCUGCCAAGGAGCUGACGUCGUUGAUAUUGGAUGAAGAACGGCUACGAAGUGAGCGAAGUGACCGCAAAACCUGGAAGUCGAGAGUUAGUGGUAUCGAAGAGUAUGCUCAACCCCAUGAUCAGCCUCAACGCCGGGGUCGUCCACACCGUGCGCAGCGCGCCGAUGAAGAGGAUGCCGAAUACAAGCUGGCUAUUGAAGCAAGUAAAUUCCAGGAGGAGGAAGACCGAAAGAGGCGGCAGAGUCGAAAUGGCGAACCGGAUGAUGAUGAUCUCGCCAAGGCUAUCAAGUUGAGCAAGGAAGAGGAAGAGUUGCGGAGGAGAGAAUUAGAAGACCAGAAUGCCCACUCUCUUUUCGAUGACGACCCCAUUCAAAUAGCUCAACCCACUGGCAAUCAAGGUUACCAACAACAAGGGCAGGUGGAUUGGUCAGGCAAUCCUAUUGACCCGAACAUGCAACAGCAGACAACUGGCUUUAUGGGGAACAUGUAUACAGGAAUGCCGAACCAGCAGACAGGAUUCCAAAAUGGAUAUCAGAAUGGUCAAUUUGGGGCUCAACCCACAGGCGCCUUUGAUCCUUAUGGAGCUCAGCAGCAGCAACAAUUACAACAGCAACAACAGUUUCAGUCUCAGCAAACGGGCUUUAACCCAUAUCAGCAGCAGCAGCAGCAGCAGCAAAGUUCCGGUCUUUUCCAAGCACAAGCACAGCCAGCCCCUGAACCAUUGAUUCCAGCCAAUACCAACAAUCCUUGGGCUACCAACAGCCAACCAAUGGCUCAAUCCAUUGCGCCAACACCAACAGGGUCGAACAACCCAUUUGCGUCAUCUUUCGGCCACCCUCAGACGAGUCACACUCCUACCAAACCUACACUAUCGACUCUCCAGGAGCAAAAGACUUCAACAUUCAACCCAAUCGCAUCUUAUCAGAACACCAAGCCCCCACCAAAGGAGAUGGAUCCUCACCAAGCCAGGCUCAACGCUUUACUUGCAAGUGGCGAAGGAAUGGAUACAUUUGGUAAUACUGGAGAUCUCCGUAUUCCAUCCCAGCAUACCGCACCUGGAACCUUUGUCAAUAGUGCAGGAGCUGGAGCUGCUAGAUUGACGGAGCAGCAGACCGCAAGCAACCCAUUCCUACAAAGCCAGUAUACUGGGAUGCCUCAGACUUCUUAUGGAGCCAACAACACGAACUCCUUUGGUGCAGGUCAUCAGAUGCCUGCGGCAACAGGACCAGCUGGCAUGUCGAAUGGCUUUGGUGGUGGUGGAUUUGGCGCUCAGCAGUCGAGCAAUCCUUUUGGCGCAAGACCACAAGGACAGCAGAAUGGACAAGGCGAUUUGAUCCAAUUCUAA